Molecule: messenger RNA, 1920 nt
Organism: Ilex paraguariensis (yerba mate)
Lineage: Eukaryota; Viridiplantae; Streptophyta; Magnoliopsida; Aquifoliales; Aquifoliaceae
Source: the annotation of a GenBank genome assembly
AUGGAAGAUACUCAGUCAGUUGUUACACUCAUAGACUCCACAGCCUCAAAGAUACAACAACUUCACAAAGCAUUCGCUGAGCUUGAAAGUCACCGAGCCGUUACCCUUAACUUGAAAUGGAAGCAGCUUGAAGAACAUUUUCAUGGACUUGAGAAGUCCUUGAAGAGGCGUUUCAAUGAAUUGGAAGACCAAGAAAAAGAGUUUGAUACCAAAACAGUUGAAGCAAAAGAGUUGUUGGAAAAACGUGAAGCAGCUGUUGUGGCCAAGGAACAAGCUUCAUUGGAGAGGCUCCAAGAGAAAAGAGAUGCGGCGGUGUAUGCCAUUGCUAAUGCUCUGGAGAACCAUGGGCAGGCAUUUGCUGUGGAACCUGCUGUUGUUAAUAGCGAAGACCAAGGUGAAGCACCCGUUGUGGAAGAAAAAUCACCUGAUUCCAUGGCCGCUGAGAGUAACUUAGAAGAUGCGAAAAAACCUUCUGAAAUUGCCAGUGUGGAGGUGAAGUUUUAUCCUGAGCUUGUCAAUCUUUGCAAAGAGAUGGAUUCUGCAGGCCUCCAUAAAUUCAUAUCAGACAACCGUAAGAAUCUUGUCGCUCUAAGGGAGGAAAUUCCCAUUGCAUUAAAGGCUGCAGCUGACCCUGCUUGUCUGGUUCUGGACUCCCUCAAGGAUUUCUACAGCUCAGAAUUGUCAAAUCUUGAUGGAAAGAAGGAUUCAACUCUCUUAGGUCUACGCCGAACCUGUAUUAUGUUGAUGGAGUGCCUUAGCAUUUUACUAACAACCCUGGAUCUGGGUUCUGCUUCUGAUAUAGUCUCAGAAAAUGUUAAGGAACGAGCAAAGGUUAUUGCCGAAGUGUGGAAACCAAAGUUAGAUGAACUUGAUAUGGAUGCCAGCAAUGGAAACUCCUUGGAGGCACAUGCAUUCUUACAACUUCUAGCUACUUUUGGUGUCAAUUCUGAUUUUGAUCAUGAAGAUUUAUCCAAGCUCAUACCUAUGGUUUCUCGUCGUCGCCAAGCAGCUGAUCUUUGCCGCUUCCUUGGUUUGUCUGACAAAAUGCCAGGUGUAAUCGAUGUGCUGGUGAAUAAUGGGAAGCAAAUUGAUGCUGUUAAUUUAGCUUUUGCAUUUGAGCUUACAGGGCAGUUUUCACCUGUCUCGUUACUGAAAUCUUACUUGACGGAGGCAAAGAAGGUGUCUUCACCUGUUAAACCUGGAAAUACAUCUCCUACUAUGCAGAUAAUCUCGUUUAAACUUUUGGCAGCCAUGUUGAAGUAUUUGGAACCACUUAGUAAAAUGUGGGCUGAUGCUGGAUGUUCAUGGACCGAUGUCAGUGAAAGGGAGCUGACUGCACUUAAGGCUGUGAUCAAGUGCAUUGAAGACCACAAACUUGAGGAGCAAUACCCCUUAGAACCACUCCAAAAAAGGGUUCUCCAGCUUGAGAAGGCGAAGGCAGACAAGAAAAGGGCAACAGAAGUUGCAAAACCGCUACCCAAAAGACCCCGUGCCAAUGGUGUAGGAAAUGGGCCCCGAGUCACCAAUGUUGCUGUUGACAAGAACUUCUAUGCUAGGAUUACCGAUAGGUACCCUCAGUACAUCUACGACAGACCUUAUGCUUACCCCGGACCAACUGACAGCCAUGGUCCCUCAUUUCUGGGUACUGCUACUUACAACCUAUCAGCUGCUCAUGGCAACUACUUUGGAAAUGGCUACCAGUACCAGGCCCCGUAUCUGCACUAAUUAGUAGGAUGGUGGAAGUUUGAUUAUGAUCCUUUUAACUGUUAGUGUUAACCCUUCAGUUUGUUUAAUCUUGCUCUGUAUGAUCAAAUUUAUCACUAAAAAAGGCCGAAAACGGGGAAAAUUAGCCUUGAUGUUUAAUCUGUUGUAAAAGCUGAUACUAUGAUCCUUUAAUAUAUGCACUGUUUUUAAUUUGCA